AUGAAGCCCAAGUCCCUCUGCAUCUCGCGGCUUGGCCUCUUCGAGGAAGGCGGAUACAGGCGGCAGGUCGAUACCGGCGCACCGGAGCAGAACUACGACCCUCCGGCGGAGAACAGGCCCCGAGAUCGGCGCUUCUCUUUACUGCCAGAGAGAUCUCCAUACGAGCCUUUGGUGGAAGACGACAGCCAGCACAAACUAAAGGAGGAAAAGAAAGCCAAAAAGAAAGAAAAGUAUAAAAAAUACAGGAAGAACGUAGGAAAAGCCCUUCGCUACAGCUGGAAAUGUCUGAUGUUGGGUCUACAGAACUUCACUGUGGGAUACUCCACCCCUUUUUCCGCCGCUGCUUCAAUUGUCCCAGAUUUCCAUCCGGGAGGAGCCUGGGGUUGAGACAGUCUGGGGCCAGCAUUUGUACUGUAUCUCAAUCUUUAUGGACCAUUUAAUGCUGCGUGUCAGGUGCUUGUUAAAAAAUGGUCAAUACAUCUGCCUCGGACAGCUUUGAGUGUCAUGCUGUAAAUUGUUAAAUUGUUAUAAAUGUAAUUUCUUUGAAUUUGUGUUAAAGUGGAGUUUUCUUCUUGCAUUACUGAUUUACAGCUAUAAGAAAGACAAGUAACUCUUUUUACUCUCAGAUCUAUUUGUAUAUAUUUUGCUUUGAUGGAAGGAAUUCAGAUGAAUUUACGAAAUAUUUUUGUAUUAUAGAUCUAGGCUACAGUAUUGUUGAUACUGUAAUUAUUUUAUGUAUAGCCUCCCAUUUUCUCUUUCACUCUUCAGCAAGGCGCAAACACGUGCUGCGUAGAUGUGACGAUGGCAAAGGCGAAAGUGAUUUUGAUUCUUAACUGGAAGAGAUUGGUAUGUUUAUGCUCUGUAAAGUGAAUCGAAUGCCUUCUGAAAUUGUAUUUGAUUUAGUGAAUGUCAUGGAUAAAGGAUAGGACAUGUCUGACAUAGGAAAGUGCUCUCAGAGAGGGAAGUAAGUGUUUUCAAAUGGUAAUUGGGGCAAGAGCCUUAAAGACAAAGGGAUUAAGAGAAAGCACAACAGGAAAAGACUGUCUGGCCCGGGAGAGAAAUGACUGUGCCAUGGCUUGUUUAAUAAGGUUAGUGUAGAAGAUGCGUAUCUGUCAUGCUUGUUUAAAAUGAAUCACAACAAAUGUGAUGAAAAAGUUUAAUAAAUGAAAAUUCUGAGUGGGA
Molecule: messenger RNA, 1182 nt
Organism: Puntigrus tetrazona (Sumatra barb)
Lineage: Eukaryota; Metazoa; Chordata; Actinopteri; Cypriniformes; Cyprinidae
Exons: 2
Coding region: 1-387 (128 amino acids)
Source: RefSeq, a predicted model, not a curated record